Symbiodinium sp. CCMP2456 is the source of this 5703-nucleotide messenger RNA. The record is from the annotation of a GenBank genome assembly. NCBI's taxonomy places the organism in Eukaryota, Dinophyceae, Suessiales, Symbiodiniaceae.
AUGUCUGAGCCCGAAGGGAGCUCCGAGGGGGAAGCCGAAGGUCUGGAAGCUCGGCCUAGGGAGCUUCGUUUUGCUUAUGUGGGUGGUGAAGUGAAUUAUGACUAUGAGCUUGGUGCCUUAGCUGUUGGAGACGGCGAUUCUCGGCGCACCAUUUCAGUUAUUUUGGUGGUCCCGUUUGAAGGCAGGACCUUAGCAGUUUUCCCUCAGAAAGCUUGGGACAAGAAAGUCAAACAGCGGAAGUUGCCUGCUGGGCCUUUCUCUCGCCCUAUGCUUGUUGAAGUUGCUUGUGCAUCUGCGACCGACCGUUCAGUCGUGGGAACCGAGCCGCCUGUGAAAGUUUGGAUAGGGCUUCUAGCUGCGAGCCUGGCCGACCAGGUUACCUUUGAAUCCGGCGAGCUGCCAGACAUUUCUUUUGCCACCUCGACUCGUGCAGGGCUUCCAUUUGCAGAAGCGUUGGUGGAGCUUGGGGAGGCCCAUUUUGGUUUUCAGAGUGCUCUGAGUGCUCCGGUGGACGGGGCGGGGCAUGAGCAAAGAUUCAGGGCCCUUGAGGCCAGCAUUGCCCGCAUCGCGCAGAGUGUUGAGAGGCUUGCUGGUGCUUCUGAUCGUCCCGGUGCCGCGGGGCCUUUCUCCGAGAAAGCGGGGGCUAAGAACAAAGCCGCUGCAAAGAAGCCGCGUGCGCCUCUCACCGAAGGCUCCGUGCCGGGGACUCCGAGGCCGCCUGGUCGGGCAAAGGAGAUCGCGUCGUUGGACCCUGCUGUUACCAAGGCAGCGUUGGGGGUCGGUGUGUCGCCCGCCGAGCUCGCUGAGAUCGGCCGCCACAUGAGAGGGCGGCGAGGGGGGCUUGACGAUUUCCCUGGAGCCGACGACCCGGUCCCCGACGACGAGCUGGGCAGCGUGCUAGCCCAAAGCGGGCUUGAGGACGAAGGGCACGAGCCCGAACAGGGUGCGCCUGCGGUCGAGCGAGCCGUGCUGGCCCUCACUGGGAUCAUGAAGCAGCUGGUCGAAAAGAAAAAGCAGAGCGAUCGGGCCGGCACGUUGGAUGCUUAUCUUGAUCACGCUGAAGGCGGAACCGGCUCGGACUCAUUCAGCUUCGGAGGUCCCUCAGGGUCUCGAUCGAAGGCCGCCGCCUACCGUCUUUUGCGAGAGAGUCUCGAGAAAUCGCCCGAGCUUGUUUACCAGGAAAUCGAGCGACACAUGGAUGAGGACUUGCUGUCCCGACGUGCGGUCGGAGCUCUGUCUUCUGCCCAAAGCUCAGCUCGAGCAUGGAUCGAAUUCCGGUCCAGAGUCGGGUAUUUUCCGACCACGAUCAGGACCCUAUGGUGCCUAGGGGGCAUCUUAGACUGUUUGAGGGACGGGCGCACCGGAGAAGCCCGUGCUCGUACUUGUCUCGCCAUAGCGGCCUUGGACCAACAGUGCAUCGACUCGGGGCAGUGGACGUUGGCACAGGAAAUCUUACUCGAAGCGCCACCCCCCUUAGGAUCAUUCCAGGGACGCAGAGUGCUGCAUGAUCCGCUGGAGAGCUUUCACACGAGAUUGCUGAGCAGCCGCUGGUCCGAGUUACUUCUGCAUCGGGUGAAAGAGUUGGAGGCCUUCCUUGAGGCCAAACGCAAGUUAGGCCGCGGUCGAGGGAGCGAUGCCCCUCCUCCUAAAGCCGGUGAAGACGAAGCCCUUCCUCCUGCAGGUCGCGGUGGCCGUCGCAUCCCCAAGAAUGGUGCGCAGGGAUCUGCCGACAGAUCAGGCGCCGUCGCCUCUCCUUUUGCAGGUGCCCCUUCACAGGCCAAGGCCGAGGUCUUCGCACGUUGCUGGAACAGACUAGGCCGCCGCCUUAACGAAUGGAACGCCUCUGGCCCUGUCACUCGGGAGGACCUGGGCCGUUCUGCUGGUAAAGUUGAGAAGAUUGAGGAGCAGAUUAGAGUUCUUCAGCACGACAAAACUGGGCAGGCCUUCGCUAUGCCAAGCCUUGCCCUUGCGCAGGAUGUGGUAGCUUCCAGGAUCGCUUUCACAGGGGUCCCUGAGUUUGACCCAUGUCCUUAUUUGGACGACGAGCUUCGGAACCUGUACCUUCGGCCAAAAGACUUCGCCUGUGGCUACGCCGAUCUCCCCUUUGACCCCUCUAAGGGUGAUCGCUUGUGUUUGCGCCCGGCCUCUCAAGCUGCUGCAGAGUGGUGCUGUGGGGUGUUCUCAGUGCCGAAAAGCUCCGAGCGGGACAGGUUGAUAAUUGAUGCCAGGCCCAGCAAUGCCCUCCAGACCUGCGACAACCGAUGGUUGAUCAUGAUGCCCACCGCUGCAAGCCUGCUGGGUUUCGAGCUUGAAGGUUGCGAAGUUUGCACUUUCUCAGGAGCCGACGUACGGGAGUUCUACCAUAACUUCCUGGUGUCGGAUCAGCGAUCGUCCUUGUACACGUUCGUUGGCAGUUUCUCGCCCGCUGACCUUGCGUGCCUAAAGAGCUUCACCCCAGACCUCUUUCAGCACUCUCACGUCUGUGCCUCUCUUCGGACCAUGGCAAUGGGCGAUGUGAACAGCGUGUCCUUCGGGCAAGCUAGCCAUAUAGGGCUCCUGCUUGCAUAUCAGGUCAUUGACCCGCGCUGCCUCCUCACACUCAGGGGCGGCGUUCCGCGCGGGGAUUUAGCCCUAGGGGUUGUUAUAGACGACCUCGUGUGCAUUGAGCGGUCGCUGCGGGACAUCGGCCCUACCAAGGCUGCCCCAGUGAUGGAACGAGUGCAUCAGGCUUACAGGUCCGCCCCUCUCCCGGUCCACCAGGGCAAGUGCUUUGAAGACCAGCAUUGCGCAAGCUUCUGGGGAUCUGAGGUAGACGGGCUUGCAGGCUGGGUGCGGCCGUCUUGGGCUCGCCUAGUGCCUUUGGUCAGCCUCACCAUUGCUUGUCUCAAACUCCCAGUGCUCAGCGUUAGCCUUUUGGAGGUUUUAGCCGGGUCGUGGGUUUCAGUCGUUUCCUACCGCAGGCGCUUGCUCAGCUUGUUGAACCAUAUCUACGUGAUCCAGCGGGGGAAAAGCAGAGACGCUAUAGUCCCUUCCACGCCCGGCCUUCGCGCUGAACUGUUCGUGCUGUGCGCCCUCGCCCCCUUCAUCGUGUGUGACAUGCGUGCUUCUUCGUCGGGGUGCCUUGUCUGCACUGACGCUUCGGACAUGGUUGGUGCCGGUGCCUGUGUUAACAUCGAGAAGGUGUGGGCAAAGGAGCUUCAUCGGCACGCCUUGAGCAAGGGCCUUUGGAACCGGCUCCUACGUCCUAGCGAGUGUUUGCUCCGCCGCUCUGGCGACUUAGAUCAAGAGGACGAGCUCCCUGGUGAGAGCUACCGUACCCAUGCCUUGUGGAGUUCCCUUUGCAGGUUUCUUCAGUUCAAGGUUUUAGGCUCUUUCAAGCGACGGGGCAGUACGCACAUAAAUGUGAAAGAAGCCGAGUCCUAUCUGGCAGUCGAAGAGCACCUCGCUGCAGGCGUCUGGGAGAGCGCCAGGACCCUGGGUCUCCUAGAUUCUCAGGUUGUGCUGGGGGCCUUGAUCAAAGGCCGAUCGAGCUCGCCCUCGCUGAAUGUGCUUCUUCAGGGAUCUGUUCCUGCAUACGUCUUUUUCAACGUGCACCCUUCUUACAGCUUUGUUGCUUCCGAAGACAACCCUUCUGACGAUCCGAGUCGACUCAGGCCGAUCCGUUCUCCCUCUGCCCCGGUACCUGCUUGGUUCACCGCCGGCGCUGCAGGAGACUUCUCUGAGCUUGACCUUUUUCUUGAGUCCUUCGGACUCCUCCCUGACCAGCUCCAAGGCCUGCCCGAGUUGCUUGCGUCUUUCGCCGCCCGCUGUGGAGAUCCUUUGCCUUCUAGUGCCAUUCGUCGAGAGUACUCCGAGGGCCAAUGUGAUGAUCGUUUGCAGAGGGAAUCCGCUCCUGACGGCGCUGGAGAGGCUCAGAGCUUUUCGGUUCCUUGUGCCCGAGGCGUUGAAAAUCGAACUCCAGUCCUUUUUCAGGCCUUCUUCAAGCAGUGUGGUGCUUCGCAGUUUCUUUGGCCAGGGGGUCGCCGGCCCAACGCCUCUUCGCGCCCUGAGUGCGCUGUGUACCUCGGCCUCUUUGCGAGCAAAUGCCUUGUCGCGCGUUCCUUUGUGCAACUUGCAGGAAAGCCAGCCGUCACUUUUGACUGGCAGCACGGUGGUGCCCAGGACCUUUGCAAACCUGAGGUGCAGCAGCGGCUCCUUGCGGCAGCCCCUUUAGGUACCGGAGCCGGGAGCACCCCUGUGGAGUUCCUUCUCUUGGCCAUCAUAGUGCGGCAAAGCUUCGCUGCGUUGCUCUGCGAGCUUCGCAUCCCGUUCUGGAUUUCCGGACCGGCCACCUCCCUCAUGUGGGCCCAUCCCUCCGUUGUUGAGCUCCUCGGUCGCCUCCCUACGCCCUGUUUUUGGACUUUCGACCGCUGCCGUUUCUCAGAGCCAUGGCUAAAGCGCACCCGUGUCCUGGUUACCACUGACUUGGCAGGGGUCGAGCACCUUUGCACAGGUGGGCACGAGCAUCAACGACUUCGAGGCAGGGUGUGUGCUGUUGGACCGGACUGGACUAAGAAUGCUGCUGCUUGGCCUCGCGGAGCAGCCCUUGAGCUUGCUCGGAGUCUGGCUGCUGAGCUGGUGAGCGCCGCCGCCAGCGAGAGUGGAGUUGCUUUUGUUGGGCAUCGGCGAGUUGGAGAAGCAAAAAAUCCUGGACCCCCGAAGAGGGUCCCUCGACGUGGUUCUCUUUUCGACGUCGAGCUCAUCGAGGCUUCCACUCUCAGGGUCAGAGCACAGAUCUGGACAGUCUUCAUAGCAUGGCUGCGGGAGGGGCUAUCUGAGGGUGCUGUUCUCGGCAUCUUCAGGUGCCCCCCUUUGCUAUCUCUUAUGCUGCGGGACUAUGGUGACGUGCUUUACAGAACUGGUUUUCCUCUGGGUUCUUACCGCCAACUCUUAGCUCACGCGCAAAAGUUGCUGCCACUGCUCAAACCGCACAUGGCGGUAGCUUGGAACAUGGUCACGAGGUGGCAGGAACUCCAGCCGGUCUGCCACAGGACCCCUCUUCCAGAAGCUUUACUGCGUGCCAUGGUGGGGCUCGCUUUUUCGCACGGCUGGAAAGUGUGGGCCGCCACUACUCUGGUGAUGUUUUACUUCAUCUGCAGGCCAGGUGAAGUGCUUCGAGCUCUCAGGCGAGAUCUUUUGACACCGGGAGACACACUGGAACCUCACCACAAGUGGCUUUACCUGCGGAUCCGAGCUCCGAAGACGAAGCGACGUGGAGCCAAGAUACAGCAUGCUAAACUAGAUGAUCCGAUCGCUCUCGAGAUAGCUCUCUCGGUCUGGGAGCAGUUACCUCGGGGCCGAGCGUUGUAUCCGGGCAGCCCGUCUGCGUAUCGCCGCCGCUGGGACGUCCUGCUUAGAACUCUGGGUAUUCCAGCUACAGCAGCGUUGACUCCAGCAUCUGUGCGAGCCGGAGGCGCCAUCUGCGCUUUCCAACGAGGCACUGCGGUGACGGACUUGAUGUGGAGGAUGAGAUUAAAAUCUCAGGUCACCUUGGAGCACUACCUUCAGGAAAUGACUGGAUUCUCUGUUCUCCCCUCUUUGCCGGCGGAAGCUCGUCGAAGGAUCAAGGUGGCAAACUGUUUCUUUCGAGCUGUCGAGGAAAGGGCCAUCUACUGCAAGGCGGCGCGCGUUGCGGCCUGUGAUGGAGUGGAGGCUGCCGCUUAG